AUGGUUCUUGUUCUCAUCUGUUUUCUGCUCUUUGCAGGUGGAUUAACAUCCAGUUUGGAAACACAAGAUGACCUUGACAACCAGUCGAACUAUAAUCAGAGUUACACAAAUCAAUCAGAUGUGAAUCCCACAAGUUAUAGUACACCGGGUUAUAAUCCGACAGAUGUGAAUCCCACAAGUUAUAGUACACCGGAUUAUAAUACGACAGGUGAGAAAACUGGACGUAAGUGCGGCUACCGGGACGUUCUAGAGUAUCUGAAGCUGAACAAAAGCAAUGACACGUUUACCAUGAACAGACCUGCUAUACACUAUAAUAGCAAAACUUAUGUUUACAUUGAUAUGAGGAUCUAUGCCAUUCUAGAUGUGAGAGAAGCUGACCAGUCCUUUAUAUCAUAUAUGUGGAUUUAUAUGGAGUGGGAUAAUGAAUUCAUCUGGUGGAAUCCAAAUGACUUUUGUGGACUUGAGGAAGUACUGGUUCCACGUGAAUCUUUGUGGAUGCCUGAUAUCAUAAUUGAAGAAAUGACUGAAAAGGAUAAAAACCAGCCGAGCCCCUUUGUCUCAGUUAAAUACGAUGGCUGGGUGGAUUACAGGGAUGAUAAGUUUAUGAUCAGCACCUGCAAGAUGAACAUUUUUAAUUUCCCCUUUGACUUUCAGACCUGCCAUCUCACCUUUAGGUCAAUCUUAUACUCUGAUAAAGAAUUAUUUUUUUUAAUUAAGAAUGAUAGUGAAAUAAUCACUCAGGAGUCUCAGGAUAAUAUCCGGAUGCAAUACGAAUGGAAGUUUCUCAAUAUCUCAGUCACUCAAAAAUCUGUUCAUAACUUUAACAUCAACCAAACCGCUGUUGUCUACACUAUAAUCAUGAAGAGAAAGUCUGCACUUUAUGUCGUCAACUUCCUGCUGCCUGUCCUCUUCUUCUUGUGUCUGGACUUUGCCUCCCUCCUGAUGCCGACUGGUGGUGGAGAGAAGAUUAGUUUUAAGAUCACGGUGCUACUUGCUGUUACAGUGAUGCAGCUGAUUCUCAUUGAAAUUCUACCUUUUACCUCAAGCAGGAUUCCACUUAUAGUGAUUUACUGCAUUGGGGUUUUUGCUCUGAUGCUGUCCAGCCUCAUAGAGACCAUUUUUGUGAAUUAUCUGAUGGAAAAAGACUCUUCAUCCCUGCAAGGCAAGAAAGAGAGUGACAAACUUCAAGUAAUAAAAGCUUCCUCCAUUGCCUCCACCUGUGAUGAGAUGACUGAUCAAACACCAUCUAUGUGCAAAGGGGGCAGCAGCAGCCAACUGACUGAAUUAUUCCUGGCAGUGGAGAAAGUAUCAGAUGAACUUGGAGAGGUGAAGAAAAUUGUCCUUGACAAAGAGUCUGAAGAGAAGAAGGAUGGUUACUGGACCGGAGUUGCCAAGAAAGUAGACAAGAUUUUUUCCAUUUUAUAUGUCUUGGCAGCCAUUCUGUUUUUAUUUGUCGUCUUCUCAGUGUGGAUCUCAAAAUCAAUCGUACCUGAUUCAAAUAGUGAUUAAGAUGCCUGAGAAAGCAACAUCUCAUCAUGGAGCUGGUGAUUCACUUUGACUAACAAAGUAAUUGAAACUCAACAAGUACAAUUAGUGAUGUUAAAAACACCAUCAAGGUAUUGUGCCAAAAGAAAAAUGGUGAAACGAUGUCACACUGGCACUCUUCUUCCCACAUAUAUUCGUGAAUAAAAUUGACCUGAAUUCGGCAUUCAUGCAAUGAAAACACAAAUUCUUGUCAUGUAUUUUUAUAGAAUUGAAAUGAUGGUUCCUCAUAUGCAGUUUUGAAUAUUUAAUGUAGAGGAAAUUUACUGGUAAACUUUGCAAUUUGCGAAUGUAUGAGGGCAGAAACAAAUAAGCAAAUAUGUGGGAAAAAUUCAAGCUCCUUUCUCCUCCUGCUGCCACUUGCAGAAAUAAACCGCUCUUCUUCAGAAACAACCAUGAGAGUCUUAGACCAUGUUCACACUGCAUCCUGAAGUGAUCCAAAUCCAAUUUUAUUUAUUUAUGUUUUCUUUUUAUCGUUUUUUAUUUUUCAUUUUGACCUGGCCGUUCACAUUUCCAAAUAUAUAUGACUAUGUGAUUUUCAGUGUGAAAUGGUAACUACCUGCAAUGGUACCGCAUGAGCAGCAGAGGGCGCAGUAACAGCGUUCUCAGUGUUUUGUCAACCACCAGAAAAAAAGAAGUAGUGUUCAGUAUUUAGUGGUCGCAUUUGAAAAGAUCAGAUACAGGUUGCAUUAAGGUCAAAAAAUCAGAUCACUUAGGGUUGCAUUGUGAACAAGGUGUUGGUUGUGUCAAUCACACUCAUCGUUGUUUAACCUUAUGUUACAGGAAAAUUGACAAAUUGUCACUUUCACUGCAGACUCCGCUGUGGGGGGAAGCUGUAGUGCAGCAGAGAGCAAAG
This is a messenger RNA of Gambusia affinis (western mosquitofish), 2398 nucleotides long. RefSeq names its product 5-hydroxytryptamine receptor 3A-like. The record is from RefSeq and is a predicted model, not a curated record. Gene Ontology annotation, molecular function: transmembrane signaling receptor activity; neurotransmitter receptor activity; extracellular ligand-gated monoatomic ion channel activity. Gene Ontology annotation, cellular component: membrane; neuron projection; synapse. The transcript is spliced from 13 exons. Bases 1 to 1509 code for a protein of 502 amino acids. Lineage: Eukaryota; Metazoa; Chordata; Actinopteri; Cyprinodontiformes; Poeciliidae. Gene Ontology annotation, biological process: chemical synaptic transmission; nervous system process; regulation of membrane potential.